CUUCCUUUCAUUUCACCUAUAUAUAAAGGCAGCUGGAAAAGACCAUUCACAUAGAAGCAUUUCAGUGUUUCAGGCAAGAACAACGGGACUUUUACUGCACGAGUGAGGCCAUCAAGUGUGAAGAUGAAGCUGGCCUUGGUGUUCACGCUUUUCAUCGCUGUCGCUGUUCUCAGCGUGUCCGGAACGUCACCUCCCAACUGUGCCACUUUCACCUGUGACCCGGCAACGUGCGAAGUCGUCAACUGCAACUGCGGAACCUACAAGGACUCAUGCGGAUGCUGCGACUUCUGCCACAAGUGUCCUGGUGAAGAAUGUUCGAGCCUGUUUAGAGACCCUUGCGCGGAAGGCUACCACUGCGUUCUCACCAAUCCAGAGGAAGGCUUCGUAACUGGCGGCAGGGGACACUGCGUGUCUCUGAACGAAACAUCCCCCGAGCCCCACCACCACGGGCAUACGGAACACAAGCACUGAACGUCUCAACCGUCGGUGUCCUGAGGCCGUAGCGUUUCGAUGAAGAAGCUGCGGUGUCAAGUGCUUUUCGAUGGGAGAUAAUAAAUGUGAUAGUCUUCA
This is a messenger RNA of Rhipicephalus sanguineus (brown dog tick), 570 nucleotides long. Its product is annotated as 8.6 kDa transglutaminase substrate. Lineage: Eukaryota; Metazoa; Arthropoda; Arachnida; Ixodida; Ixodidae. The record is from RefSeq and is a predicted model, not a curated record. The transcript has 4 exons. Bases 124 to 471 code for a protein of 115 amino acids. Gene Ontology annotation, cellular component: extracellular region.